AGGGGCAUAGGUGGUGGAACACUGCAAGCCCACUCUCAUCCUUGCUUGUCCUGUGUUCCUCGUCGCCAUUGUACACUGCAUUUGCACCGCUGUAGCGGGAGGCUUGUCUGGUGGUUGACUUUGCUUUGCUAAAGAUGUUUCAGAAGUCAUUCUCCUCUCCUCUGCAUAAAUAGUGACGAACCUCCUUGUCAACCUCACUCUCCCUCGCCAUCGUUGUCCCCGUCCCUAGUCCAGCAUUCUGCCUGAUCGUUGAGUCCAGGUGGUUGAGGUUGAGUCCUUUCAGAUUGAGAUCGCUUUCUGCGUCGUCUCCCCCCAGAUCUUCUCCAAUGCCUCCGACGUUGUUGUCUUCGUUUCUGGUGCUGAUGACGGUACUUCUAGUCCACGGCCCUGAGCCUGUUACUAGCAAACCCCAUUGCGGAUCGAAGAUUGUGAAAUCAGGCUACUGGCCAUAUUGGGCAACCGAUACGUCAAACCUCAAUUUCGAGUUCCAAACGCAUGUAUUCUUUGCAUUUGCACAGAUUGACCCGGUAACGUAUGAGGUCGUUCCGCCCCCGCCUUCUGAUGGUGUUUCAAUAUUCCCAACGUUCACAAAGCUAGCUCGAAAAUCCAACAAGUGCGUCAAGACCUUACUCUCCAUCGGAGGGGGAGGUUCCAUGUCACCAUUUUCGGCUAUGGCGAGCUCAGCUGCUAACCGCAAGGCAUUCAUUCAGAGCAGUAUUCAGUUGGCUCUUAACAAUAGCUUCGACGGUCUUGACCUGGACUGGGAGUUUCCAGAUACUCAAGUGGACAUGGACAACCUGGCCAUUCUUCUGAAGGAGUGGCGGGCCGAGGCGCAGAAAAAGCUACUUCUCACAGCUGCUGUGUACUUCCGAAACAUUCUCUAUUUCUGGCAACCAGCGGACCAACAACGCCGGUAUCCGAUCGCGUCAAUCAACAAGAACCUGGACUGGAUAAAUGUGAUGUGUUUCGAUUACCGCGGCUCCUGGGAAUCUAACACAGGUGAGCACACGGCUCUGUAUGACCCCAAUCUCCCAGUCGUCAGCACAGACGACGCUGUCACCGACUGGAUCACAGCAGGUCUAUAUCCCCACAAAUUGGUGAUGGGUUUGGCCUUCUACGGAAAGCAAUGGACGCUGCAGAGCUUGGCUAAUACGGGAAUUGGAGCGCCCACUCAGACAGACAUUAGUUCGAAAUACACCCCCGUGUGGAGCGAAAUUGUUGUGUAUCUACAAAAUGACGGGUGGACGACUGUAUUGGAUGAUGCAACGGUGUCAAUGUACAGCUACAACACCCAGUCGCUUCAGUGGGUAGGGUAUGAUAAUGAGGUUACCAUCAAAAAGAAGGUGGAAUACGCCAUCAGAAUCAAAAAGCUGAAGGGGGUGUUUGUUUGGAGUCUCAACCACGAUGACUCCAAUUGGUCUCUUGCUCGAGCAGUGGCCUCUUGUCUAAAUACAACUUUCAGUCCGUGGAUGAGCUGCAGCAAGCCGCCAUGACCCAUUGAUCCUGCUUUUAAAGCAAUCAGGAUUACUAGAAUUCAUCAGAAACUUCGCAAUAUCAUAGUGCUCUCGCUUUGAGCAUCAUUGUUCCGUAGUGGGUGCACUUUAGGAUUGCUUGACAUCAAGAACGUUUACAGGUUGAAGGCAUUGAUCGGAGUCUCCAGCUUUGCCUCUUCAUACUUUGAGUUGCGCAGCUUGAUGCCAUGAUCUGGUAUUUCUACUGGGAACGAUUAAAUGCACGUACUAAAUCUAUUAAGAUUAAUUCUCAGCGUC
Messenger RNA from Physcomitrium patens, 1769 nucleotides. Its product is annotated as class V chitinase CHIT5. Gene Ontology annotation, biological process: chitin catabolic process; carbohydrate metabolic process. Gene Ontology annotation, molecular function: chitin binding; chitinase activity. Gene Ontology annotation, cellular component: extracellular region. Lineage: Eukaryota; Viridiplantae; Streptophyta; Bryopsida; Funariales; Funariaceae. The record is from RefSeq and is a predicted model, not a curated record.